AUGCCUCCGCACUCGCCAAUCGCCUCCCACUUUCGGAGCAGGUUGACUGCCCAAGUGCGAAGAGUUUUGCCAGCAUAUGUCGUACUCGUGGUCCUGUGCCUGUUUUUCGUUGACUCGCAUAUUUUUACCGCCCCCUUUCGAGCUGCACACCGACAUCGAAGAGAGUUGAGGUACCAACAGCCACUUAUAGCGUCGACCUCUGUGAUACCCAGGAAGAUCUGGCAGACUUGGAAGAUCGGCCCUCUUGCCUUUGAACAGCGGGAUUCCGAUACAGCUAAGACUUGGCCAGCAAUAAACCCACGAUACAGAUAUGAAGUCUUGACGGACGACAAUGCCAACCAGUACGUCGAGUGGCACUAUGGGCCUCGAGGCUUCAAUCGACCAGACAUCGUCGACCUGUGGAAAGAGCUGAGAAUAACAAUCAUCAAGGCCGAUCUCCUCCGCUACCUCGUCAUGUACGCCGAAGGCGGUGUGUAUGCUGAUAUAGACGUCGAGUCGAUUCGACCCAUCGAAAGAUUCAUACCUGAACGGUACGACGAGCAUGAGGUCGACAUGAUCAUCGGUAUCGAGAUCGAUGAGCCAGCGUGGAAGGACCAUCCAAUUCUGGGAUCCAAAUGUGCGUCAUUCUGCCAGUGGACGUUCGCGGCGAAGCCACACCUCCCUGUCAUGAUGAGACUUAUCGAAAACAUCCAGGACUGGCUUCAUGCAUUGUCACAUCAGAAGGGUGUUCCCAUAUCAGAGCUGAAACUGGACUUCAAUGAAGUUAUUAGUGGCACCGGUCCCUCGGCCUUCACAACGGCAGUUCUCGACCAAAUGACGGCACAAAACAAGGGAAAGAAGGUGACCUGGGAUAUGUUCCACAAUCUCGUCGAGUCGCGGCUCCAGAACGGCAUACUAGUUCUCAACGUGGAAGCCUUCGCAGCCGGUCAAGGCCAUUCAGAUUCGGGCAACCAUGGCUCACGAGCAGCGUUGGUUAAACACCACUACCAUGCCUCGGGAUGGCCGCUGCUCCACCCGCGAACCAACCACCCACUUUACGGUGAGGUCGAAAAGUGUAAUUGGAAACCAGAAUGUAUUCAUGAAUGGGACAAGAACGUCGCCGAGUGGGAUACACUGUCGAAAGAGGAACAGGAUAAGCGUAUUGCCACCAAGCCGCAACUACCUAUAUUGCCGUUUUAG
Dothidotthia symphoricarpi CBS 119687 is the source of this 1179-nucleotide messenger RNA. RefSeq names its product glycosyltransferase family 32 protein. The coding region runs from base 1 to 1179 and encodes 392 amino acids. The record is from RefSeq and is a predicted model, not a curated record. Lineage: Eukaryota; Fungi; Ascomycota; Dothideomycetes; Pleosporales; Dothidotthiaceae. The transcript has 2 exons. Gene Ontology annotation, cellular component: mannan polymerase complex. Gene Ontology annotation, biological process: protein N-linked glycosylation. Gene Ontology annotation, molecular function: alpha-1,6-mannosyltransferase activity.